CUUUUUCUCUAUUAAUUUCUUCCUACAAAAACACUCAGCUUUACUUGAAAAUGAAUUGCCAGACUGGUUCAUGGGGAUAUUACAUGCCAACCAGCAGGACUACUGUUGGGGACCCAUUGGAGAGGAUAGAGAGGUUGGCUUCGGAGAAUGCAGUGGUUAUCUUUAGUAUUAGCGGUUGCUGCAUGUGCCAUGCGAUUAAGAGGCUGUUCUGUGGCAUGGGAGUGAACCCAACUGUAUAUGAACUUGAUGAAGAUCCUAGAGGGAAAGAUAUGGAGAAGGCUUUGAUGAGGCUACUCGGAACCUCUUCUCCCGCUGUUCCUGUUGUGUUCAUUGGUGGGAAACUUGUGGGUAAAAUGGAUAGAGUCAUGGCUUCUCAUAUCAAUGGCACUCUUGUUCCUCUUCUCAAAGAAGCUGGAGCUCUCUGGCUUUGA
Messenger RNA from Durio zibethinus, 431 nucleotides. Its product is annotated as glutaredoxin-C1-like. The record is from RefSeq and is a predicted model, not a curated record. Lineage: Eukaryota; Viridiplantae; Streptophyta; Magnoliopsida; Malvales; Malvaceae.